UCUUCGUUUAUCUAAAGGAUAAGAUAAAUAAUGCGAGGAGAUUCUAUCGGAGUGAAACGUCAUAAGUUUUUCACAACCAUUCUCAGUGAUAAUUAGAUUCUUCCUCUGUUUCAUUCGGAGAAACGCCUACAAUAAAAAUAGACUCUACUGGCCGAAUUAAAAGAGAAUUCUGUAGCUGUAUUCGUAAACAAUUCUGAAAAUGGCUGGAUCAAAAGAAGAGACGUGCAAGGAUGGUGAUGAAGCAAAAUAUCCCAUAAUAAAUAUUCGGGGAUUGAAUUUUCCGGCGUUCUUUCUAGUGCCCGAGGUUGUGGAGGCAGUGAUGGAUUAUAAGCCCACUGAGGAUGAUAUAUUUAUUGUGACUUAUCCAAAAUGUGGAACAACAUGGACUCAGUACCUAGUUUGGGAAAUUAUGCAUAAAGGAGCUUACCCUCCUAGUCCAAACCAAAUCAUGUUUCAGCAUAUUCCUUUUCUCGAGUUUACAGGCAUUGAUGCUAUUAAAAAGUUACCGAAGCCAAGGGUAAUGAAAACCCAUUUAACAUUUCAUCUGCAACCUUACAGUCCAUCAGCGAAGUAUAUUUACAUUGUCAGGAAUCCUUGGGAUUGCUGUGUGUCCUAUUACCAUCACCACCAAAUGGAACCUGGUAUGCCACAAUUGGAAUUUGAUCAAUAUUUCAAACUUUUUUUGAAAGGUGAAGUAGGAUGGGGUGACUUUUUCGAUCAUGUGCUCUCCUGGUAUCAGCACAGGAAUGACCCAAAUGUUUUGUUUUUAACCUAUGAAGGCAUGAAAAAAAAUACUAAACAAGUCAUCCAAGAAAUAGCCAAAUUCUUAGGAGAAUCUUAUUAUCAGGAUGUUCAAAACGAAGAAAUAAUGGAGAACUGCAUUAAACAUUCGAAUUUCAAGUUUUUGAAGUCACUGGGUAUGUUUUUUCCUACUAAUAUAACUGUUCAAGGUGUCGAAGCAGUGGAGUCUAUUAAACAAAUAGGAGAAGUCGACAGAAGUACAGCCGAUGAAAAUUAUAAAGAAGUUGGAUUUUUCAGAAAAGGAGAAGUAGGAGACUGGAAAAACCAUUUUUCGCAGGAUCAAAUUAAAAUAUUCAAUGCUCAUUUAAUUAAUAAACUUAAAGGUACUGGAAUGGAAAAUUUUUGGGAUCCUGUUGAAGAAGAAACCUCUCUGUAAUUUGAGAUCUUCAUUCUAAUUAAGACAGUUUUUUAUCAACAUGGAAAUUAAUUAAAAUUAUUUUUUAAAUGAUGCAAUCCUAGGUAAACUGCAUCUAAAUUAUUUCCAUGUUUAUAAAAUGAAAUGCAUGAUAUGAAAUAUAUGUUUAUAAUAGAUGGAUUGUAGAAGAAGAUUUUGAAUUUUACUUAAUUAUUAUAGAAUAUUUUACAUAAAUGCUCAGCUGAAUAAAUAUUAUACAAUAAUGUGGGUGUUCGUGAAAUUACUUUCCUCAACAAAAUUUUUAAAAAAGAUGGUCUAUUGAAAAAAAAAAAAAAAUCACUGAAACAUAUGCACAAUACAUGUACUCAAAAGCAAAAGUAAUACCACAAUUAGUUUCCAGUGUUUAUCUCACUCCCUUUACUUUUCAACAUCGACAAUUAUAGUCACAAAAUUGAAAUCUAUAUAUAAAGUGUCGAAUCCUUAUUUUAAUUAAAUCACUUAUCGGCGCUUCCUAGUAGCAAGGUCAAGAAUUAGCCUACCAGUCUCAAGAUAUGCGUUACGAGAAAAAAAAAUGAUUUCCAAUCUGUAAAAUAACACUGAUUUAGUACGAACAAUUUAAUAGACACCUGAUAUAAAUAAAUACAAAAAAUUGAGGUCCUUUGUCCUUUGUUAUUCGCGAUUUCCAACAUUAUUGCAUCACAAAAGUGUUGGAAAUGAAAAACUUCUUAUAACUAGGCUCAUGAACCACUGGUUCAUGAGCCUAGUCACUGGUUCACCUUCAGUAUAUCUUUCAUUAUCUACAACACACGCCUGGCCCAAAUUAAAUCUUAUCAACACAUUUUGCUACAAGUUAUCUGAAAAUUGAUUCAAACGUCAGUUAGACAACAUGGAAGGCUUACAGUGUUUUCGAAGAAUAUAAUACUGCUGCUGUUUGAAAUGUGUCGCAGGGAGAAGUUCAGUGGAACAAGAUCUAGUGAGUGGGUAAGACCCUCUAUUGUGCCAUAGCGGAUGAUGUAAUAAUAUGUAUGCCGAUGCCGCAGUAGCUACAGUAGAAAAAAAAAUAUCCUCAUCACAUUUCCUUUGUGGUGCACUUACCAAAAGUAAAUGAUAGAUGUUCUGACAAGUCCAGUGAGUUAACAGUGUCAGAAAUGUGAAAAAUAAAUAUAUAAACUUUGUAUGCAUUCCUUUCCUUACAUUCAUGUGCAAAAAAAAACUUUUCAUGCUGUAUUGAUGUGUUCUGAAACUUUUUAAUUGACUAUUUUCCCAUAUCUCAAAGAGUAUUUGAGAUUGGUGCAUCACUAGUGACGCUGUUGAAAGAGGUCUUCUCUAUUAGCAUGUGAGAUCCAGUGAAUUAUUAUUUAAUUCUGCUUCUAUACCACUUUUAUAGCAUCUUUCAAAUGUUAAGGUGGCGAGAAACGGCCU
Messenger RNA from Argiope bruennichi, 2578 nucleotides. RefSeq names its product sulfotransferase 1C2-like. Gene Ontology annotation, molecular function: sulfotransferase activity. Gene Ontology annotation, cellular component: cytoplasm. The transcript is spliced from 2 exons. The record is from RefSeq and is a predicted model, not a curated record. The coding region runs from base 200 to 1177 and encodes 325 amino acids. Gene Ontology annotation, biological process: sulfation. Lineage: Eukaryota; Metazoa; Arthropoda; Arachnida; Araneae; Araneidae.